Molecule: messenger RNA, 889 nt
Organism: Lates calcarifer (barramundi perch)
Lineage: Eukaryota; Metazoa; Chordata; Actinopteri; Centropomidae
Exons: 2
Coding region: 142-771 (209 amino acids)
Biological process (GO): cell surface receptor signaling pathway
Cellular component (GO): plasma membrane
Source: RefSeq, a predicted model, not a curated record
ACUGUACUACAAUAUACUACAACAAAGACCUUUAAAAACUGUUGGCACAGUGCUCUUAAGCAAGGAACUCAAAACCUGCAGUUGCUGCUCAGUGACCAACAAGAGGCCGUAGCUGUACAGAGAACCUGUGAGACAAUAUGAAUGAGGGCAGAGUUCCUGGUAAAACAGAAACAGAGAGGAAGGGGAGGAUCAGAGCUUGCAGAAUAUUGUAGUAAUACCAUAAGUUACACCUGCAGUCUGACAGAAGACAGAAACAGACUUGUCUAUGAAGAUGGCCGGACAGCUCUAAUUAUUUUUACUCUGGAUAACUGGAUAACAACUGUGACAAUGAGGGUCUUCUUGGUUGCAGCUCUAAUCUUCUCCAAUUUCUCCUGCUGUGUAAAAAUUCACCAGCCUCCAUUUAUAUUCAGCCAUGGCAGCGACACCUCUGUAACUUUGCAGUGUGAACAAGACGACGAUGAAUAUUCCUCUAUGUUCUGGUACAGACACAGAGACAGUGGGAAAAUACAGCUAAUAACAUAUUCUCUUGGUAAAGACGUGUGGAACAUUGACACUCCUUUCAACAAAUCCAAGUAUACCAUGUCCCGACCUGCAGUGCUAAGCUCCUCUCUGCAGAUAAAACCUGUUGAGGCUGAAGACUCAGCUGUGUAUUACUGUGCCUCUAGUAGAGCACAGUGGUUCAGAAAGCCUCAGCAGCUAAACAACAACCUCAAGUACAAACCAGGGGGAGAAGUUGUAGUGGGGAUGAAUGAGGAGCCUGAUUUUCUUUAAUUCUGGGGACUCUAAACAGGAAUUUGUUGAGGUGUGGGAUCUAACAGUUAUAGUAUGUUUUUAAUAACUGAAGUAAUUUCUCAAGCAAAAUUAAAAAAAAAUAACUGGUUAUAUUUUC